AUGAAAUUUAACCUAAUAUUCUGUUUCAUUGCUUUAUUAUUAGCAUAAGACCCUACAUAAACACCAGUAUAAGAUGAAAAUUCAAAUCCUGUUGAGACACCCUAACCUGUAGUACAUCCUAUUGUUGCUUUGCCCACCAAUAUUGAUACUUUGAUUUCAGGCCAUCCUUUAAUUUUAAUUGAAUUUUAUGCAUCUUGGUGUGCUCCCUGUAAAUAAUUUGCUCCUGAAUAUCAAUAACUUACCGAAAAGGCAUCCAAACAUUCCAUUGCUUGUGCUGCUUAUGAUUCACAAAGAGAUCCUGAUAGAUAUGCUCUUGAAAAAUUCAAAAUAUCAUCUUUCCCUACUUUCAUUUUUUUCAUGGAUGGCAAACCUUUUCAAUUUACUGGGUAAAGAAGUGCUGAUUCUAUACUUUAAUGGAUGUUAUAAGUAUAUAAAUAUCAUCUAUAAUAUUUUAGUUAGUCAAUGGACCAAAUCCUACAGAAAUAUUAACAUAAGAUCAAUUUAAUCAAUUUUUGAAUGACAAUGAUGUUGUACUCUUCUAUUAAGGAUCAGAAAACAAUAUCAAUGAUCCUAAUUAUUGGACCUAUUUCGAAAUGAGUAAAACAAAUUCAAAUGCUGCAUUUGCUUUCUCAUAUCUUUUCCCCAUAGGUAAACCAGGAAGAUUAUAUUAUUAUUCUAAAGAAAUCUCAGAGAAGAAAUAAUUCAAUCAAGCAUUUACAAAACAAAAUAUUGAAAGAUUUUUAUUACAAAAUUAAUUGCCUGAUGUACCAUAAUUAAAUGAAUAAUCAGAAAAAUUAGUAUAUUCUGGAGCUACUCCUGCUUUUAUUUUAUUUAGUAGUUUAGAUGAGUAAUCCAUUAAAGCUGAAAAAGCAUUCCUUGAAACAGCUUAAUUGUUUAAAAAAACAUAUCAAUUUUCAUAUGCAAAAAUUACUGAUGAAAAAUUUUUUGAUUAAUUAAAUUAAUUAGGAGCAGAUGACAAUGUGUUCCCAAAGAUUAUUGCUUGGAAUUAAGGAUUAAAAUAUAAAUACAAUGGACCAGAUUUUACAGUAAAAGGAAUUAAGAACUUCAUUUUCGAUUUCAGAUAAGGUAAAGUUGAAAAAUUCAUUAAAUCUGAACCAUUACCAGAUUAUACUUAAGAGAAUACUUAUGUUAGGGUAAUAAUAUAUUAUAUUAUUCAUUUAGAAAGUUGUGGCAUUGAAUUAUGAAGAAGAAGUUAUCAAAAAUAAGAAAGAUGUUUUAUUAGAAUUCUAUGCUUCAUGGUGCGGAGCUUGCAAAUAAUUUAAACCACUUUAUGAUUAAAUUGCUUAUGAAUUGAGAGACAAUCCAAAUAUUGUAGUAGCUUAAAUAAAUGCUCCUGACAAUGAAAUUUCUGAUGUUUAUUAACCUCAUUCAUAUCCUGAUGUUGUGUUAUUUAGAGUUGCUGACAAAUAGAGAAAGGCCAUUCCUUGGAAAGGUGAAAAUAGAACUGUAGAAUCAGUUUUAGAGUUUGUUAGAAAUAAUGCAAUUGUCGCCAAAUGAA
Molecule: messenger RNA, 1519 nt
Organism: Paramecium pentaurelia
Lineage: Eukaryota; Ciliophora; Oligohymenophorea; Peniculida; Parameciidae
Source: the annotation of a GenBank genome assembly